CCAGCAAGGUUCAGAUUUCCGUCUAACUUUGUCUUUUGUACAGAGAUAUAGCCAGUAUUACAAAUAUUAAUGGUUAAGCCUCCUGGUUUCCAUUUAAAUUGUAUCAUUUAACUCUCCUUUUUUUUUUUUUUUAAGAACUUGGGUUGUCAAGAAUUCAUGAUGAAGAGCCUUUUUUUGUCUCUCUUACUUGUCUCUGUUCUGUUUAUGAACAGCUUCUCAGAAGUGCAGGGAGGGAAAUGGAAAGGUGACGGUACAACGCGAAACCUGGAAAGCAUUGUCAUUGGAAGAUGCUAUGACUAUAUUAGAAUUGUGAAUCCUGCUGUUGGUGAGAAGAAUUGUUCAGAGAUAUGGGAAGCAUUUAAAAAUGCAUUUAUUAGCAAGGAUCCUUGCAGCAUUCUACCUGAGGAUUAUGAGUUAUUCAUCAACCUGUCAUUGCACACAAUUCCACCUAACAAGUCUAUCUUCUGGGAAAAUAAUCAGCUGCUAGUCAAUACCUUUGCUGGCAGAGGCCGUCGCUACAUGUCUCUGGGUGAUACUCUGUUUGGCUUCUUUGCAGAUUUUCUAAACUGGUGUGGGCAGGCAAACAGCGCUGGACUGGACUAUGAAUCCUGCCCUACCACAGCGGAAUGUGAAAACAACGCGGUGGAAUCUUUCUGGAGGAUGGCCUCAAUCACUUAUGCACAGCACAGUUCUGGGGUGAUACACGUCUUGUUGAACGGUUCUGCAGUUGGAGGAGCUUAUCCAAGCCCAGGUUUUUUUGCAGAUUAUGAAAUACCUAAUUUCCAGAAAGACAAAAUCUCACAAAUUGUCAUCUGGGUUGUGGAUGAUAUUGAAGGACCAGAUACAGAUUCCUGUGGAACUCAUACUGUAAAGGUACUAGAAAACAGGCUGAAAACCCUUGGUUAUGAUGUCACCUGCACUGACAAUUACAAGUCUGUAAUGUUCUUACUCUGCCUGGAUUAUCCUGAUGAUUCUAAGUGUACUCUUUCAUCAUCUGCACCAGCAGCACAAAGAGGACCUAUAUCUUCAGACAGAGGAGGCAGCUGGAACAAGCUUAUGUUUGUUUCUUUUGUAGGCUUUUUGUUCAGAUUUGCUUUAAUGUACUAAGUUAAUCAACUGAAUCCGUAUCCUCUGUUUGCCUUAGCUGGCUAUAAAUUUGGCUUUAACUAAUUUUUAACUGCAAUUUCACCCUAGUUCUGGGACUGGCAAAC
Messenger RNA from Charadrius vociferus (killdeer), 1211 nucleotides. RefSeq names its product bone marrow stromal cell antigen 1 (gene BST1). Gene Ontology annotation, cellular component: plasma membrane. The record is from RefSeq and is a predicted model, not a curated record. Bases 157 to 1107 code for a protein of 316 amino acids. Gene Ontology annotation, biological process: positive regulation of B cell proliferation. Lineage: Eukaryota; Metazoa; Chordata; Aves; Charadriiformes; Charadriidae. The transcript is spliced from 9 exons. Gene Ontology annotation, molecular function: NAD+ nucleosidase activity; phosphorus-oxygen lyase activity.